UCGUCCGCGCCCUCCCGCUCCUCCCACGGCCCGUUAUUACCAGCGCUUUUGUCUUAAGGUCAUAAAUCUUCCUCUCCGUCGUUCCUCGGGCAGAGAGAACAUGGAUCCAUAAAGGUCCAAACCCACCGCUUUGCAUGCCUCCUCAUCUCAUAAAUCGGACUCCGGGCCGCGGCUGUCCCCGGACAAUGGCGGGUCCCUGCAGCCCGGGGGGCGUCGGCCGCGUGCUCCCGCACUGCCCCGGCCCGACGCCCCCAAAUCGCGCGGGGCCGAGCUGGGGCGGGGCCAGGCCCCGCCGAGCCGCCGCACGAGCUCAGGCUGGAGUCCUCUUGCGAAUUUUCUGCACUGAGGAUUCCACCCUGCCCGAUGUUGGCGCGGGAGGGAUCCUUGCGUGUGUUGAAAACCCUGAGGAUUCAGCUUCCCGAAGGCUCAGAUAAACCGGGGAUUUGGAAAAGACCUCUGGAUUCCAAAAGCAGGAGCUUCAGAAGUGAGCCGAGCCAGGGAGGAGCCGAAGGGUGUCUGAUUUGGGCCUUUCCUUGGUGUUUCCACAGUGGUGGGUUGAAGGUCAUGAGCCUGGGCUGAUGCAGUUGGUGAAUUACUACAGAGGGGCUGACAAACUGUGUCGCAAGGCUUCUUUAGUGAAGCUGAUCAAGACAAGCCCAGACCUGGCUGAAUCCUGCACAUGGUUUCCAGAGUCCUAUGUGAUUUAUCCGACUAAUCUCAAGACCCCAGUUGCUCCAGCACAAAAUGGAAUUCACCCACCGAUCCAUAACUCAAGGACAGAUGAAAGGGAAUUCUUCCUGGCUUCUUAUAACAGAAAGAGAGAAGAUGGAGAGGGCAAUGUUUGGAUUGCAAAGUCAUCAGCUGGUGCCAAAGGUGAAGGCAUUCUCAUCUCCUCGGAGGCUACAGAGCUUCUGGAUUUCAUUGACAACCAGGGUCAGGUGCAUGUGAUCCAGAAAUACCUUGAGCACCCUCUGCUUCUGGAACCAGGUCACCGCAAGUUUGACAUUCGAAGCUGGGUCUUGGUGGAUCAUCAGUAUAAUAUCUACCUCUAUAAAGAGGGUGUGCUUCGGACUGCUUCAGAACCAUAUCAUGUUGAUAAUUUCCAAGACAAAACCUGCCAUUUGACCAAUCACUGCAUUCAAAAGGAGUACUCAAAGAAUUAUGGAAAGUAUGAAGAAGGGAACGAAAUGUUCUUUGAAGAGUUCAAUCAGUACCUAAUAAGUGCUUUGAACAUUACCCUGGAAAGUAGUAUCUUACUACAAAUUAAACAUAUAAUAAGAAGCUGCCUCAUGAGCGUGGAGCCUGCCAUCAGCACCAAGCACCUCCCUUACCAGAGCUUCCAGCUCUUUGGCUUUGACUUCAUGGUGGACGAGGAGCUGAAGGUCUGGCUCAUUGAGGUCAACGGCGCCCCGGCUUGUGCUCAGAAGCUUUAUGCAGAACUGUGCCAGGGCAUCGUGGACUUAGCCAUAUCCAGUGUCUUCCCACCCCCCGACGUGGAGCUGCAGCACAUCCAGCCGGCUGCCUUCAUCAAGCUGUGACCGGGGGAGGGGCUCAGAGCUGCCUCGGAGGAAGCGCGAGCUCCUGCUCCAGGGGACGGGGAAAUGUCAGGACUGCUCUGUACCAAGCCAGAACUGGAGAAGGACAGGCAACCGGCAAAGCCGUGAUGGAAGGGAGAACACAAGAAGAAAAGGCAACUUCCCCAAAGAGUGGUGGCUCAGGGGUUCCCAGGCGGCGCUCUCAGCACUGCUAUUGAGACGUGAAAACUGAAGCAAAUUUCUCUGAGGGGAGAGCGAAAUAUUCUUCUAAGGGGAAAAGAUAGGGAUUUGAUUAUUUUAUGUUCUCAUCCUUUAAAAAAAUCCAGUGUUUAUCCUAAGGCAGCAUUGGGAGCAGCGCCUCUCCUCCCUGGGAGUUGAGACUGUGGGACCGUUGGUUGGUGUCUUUCCACCUGCUGCAGCCUUAGUGCCUUAGCUCUAUGCCCAGCUGCAACCCUUCCGUCGGGAAAGGGAUUGGGUGUUAUAGCAUCUCGAGGUUGCCAGUGUGUUCCCUGCCCAUCCCUCUCCACAGCACCCUGCCCGUGAAAGUCUGGACGAGCCUGCACCAACAGUCCUUGGUUUCGUGCUGGGCAUCACCUCACAGCGAAGGGGGCUUUCCUCAUCAUGUUCCUGGUGGCGUUUGGUCAGUAGACUACCUGUCAGGAUUGGUGUGGGCUGGGCACCAAAACAGCAAAUGCUGCUCUCGAUCUGCUCUGUGCAUGUUUUAGAAACCAAGCAGCAAGUUUGCUGCAAACCCGUAAGCAUCAAAUAAGCAUGAGAGAGAAAAAAAACACGAUAUCUUGCUUUACUUAGUAGUUGGGUGUGUGGGUCUUUGAAAUAUGAUGAGUCUCAGUUACCUUUGUUUUAACCAGAAUUCUACAUGCCCUUUUGCAAAGUUCCCUUUUGUUCGUUUUUUUUUGUUGUUGUUGUUUUAACUUUUGUAAAAACCCCCCUAGGGGGCAGAAGUAGAAUUCCACGCACACACACCCCACCACCACCACCAGGUGGCACUCCCCCAGACACAGGUAGCUCUCCUCCAUUUUCUUGCCCUCCAAGCACCUUCUGCAGGAGCUGGAAGGGCGGGUUUUGUUCCAGGGAGGAUUCUCUGCCUGCUUGUGCCUCUUUACACCAGGGCAUGGGGCUAAAAUGAGUGUAUGUCUGGCCUGAAUGGGGGAGUCUCCUAAAAUGGGAAAGACGUGGUUUCAGAGCUCCACACAGCAUUGUAUAAGUCAACAAAUAUGUCCUGUUAGGUGCAGUUUUCCACUUACUGGCUCAAAUAUUCUUUAGAUUUUUCAGGAGGCUACAUCACUGGCAGUGGGAAGAGCAAGAUGCUUCUUGUGUUCCGACGUGAGCUGAAUGAACAGGUCCUUCUUAGAAUGUACUGGGAACCACAGCAGGCCUCCUGUCCAGUAUGUGCUGUGUUCUUCCUUUGUGUAUAUGUGUGCUUCAUUACUGUUUCUGUGUGGCACCAGACGACAGUUCUGCAGUCAGGGAGACUUUUCUAAAAAGAGAAAAGAGCAAUGCCUCCUGAAGUAUGAGGGGAUGUGGGAGCUUAUGGUGAAGAAAGGAACAAGGAGUAUUUGAUAGAUGCAGCAGUGGGUGUAGGGUGUGGUGGCAUUAUGUCGGGGUGAAGGAGAAAGGCCCAACUGGUUUGGCUCUUCUGUGAAUUUGGAAUUACAAAAUAUUCUGGUUACCCAGAAUACAGAUAAUGAAGUUUGCAUCCAGAGCAAAAUAAAACAGUCAGCAGUGAAAGUCAAUCGUGGAAGCCCAGCACUGCUGGAUUAGCGCUCGGGGACUUUGAGCAGAUUAUGACAAGGUGCACACCCAUCUAGAAAGUGCAAGGUACUGAGUCCUUGGGAAGUCUCUCUGGACUGGUGACAGGGAAAGCAUGGAGGUUUUUGUUGUGCUACCACACGUGAACGUAGAUUUGUAAUGAUCUUUUGGACCUAAAUUAAAGGGACAUUUGAGAGUUUUCCAUCUCUUACACUGACAGAGCUAAGAAUUUAGACGUUGCAAGUCCAUGGAUCUUGACGGAUCUUCUAAGAAACCUGAAUCAUUGGCAUAUAUGUGAGGGAAGUAAGGCUUUAAAAAGAAAGUUCUGCUUCACUCCUCACAUGGUUUCAAAUACGUAUCUAUUUUAUGCAUUUAUUUUUGAUCGGGUGGGAUGGUUGGCUCAGAACUGUUCCAUACCCUUCCAUGAUACCCUUGGCACAGAUGGUCAUGCCUUGCUCCUCAGUUAGUCUUUAUACGUGCAGUAUGCGUACGUGUCACCAGUAGCUGGGGGAGGGGGUGUUCUUUAUUUGGAGAUGUUAAUUCCAAUCUUGGCAGUGUCAUUUGGCCGCACAGUGUGAGAUGAACCUGUGAUCCUCUCUGUGCCUUAGUGUCUUAUCUCAUGGAACAGAUAGUUGCCUGACCUGGGGACUACCUCAAGGACUUUUAGUGAGGACAGGUGAGAUUAGGAAGACUCAAGAACCUGUGGGACCAAGGUCCUCAGUGCUGACUAUAUGCUGGAAUCACUUGGGAAGCUUUUUAAAAAUGUUCAUUUCUACAGCCUGCCUUUCUCUCCCACCUCUGACCAAUUAAAUCAGAACCUCAGGCAUCAGUGUGCUUUGAGAUGCCUUGAACCACUGCUUGAGAAGGAAGGACAAACACAUUGUUACCUUAGAAUAAUCAAAUAAGGCCUAGGACUUUUUUAAAAAGUUCCUUUUGGAAGGACAGGCAUUUCUUUAAGAAUGACCAUGUUGUUGGUCAAUGUGUUGACCUACGUAUUCAUGAUACAAGCAACUGCUGUCAAAGCAUGUUCUCUUUCUGCUUCUUGUCCCAGCAUUUGUGAACUCAGACAUGCUUUCCUUUCCUUAAACAGUUUGUGAAGCUGUGACAACAAAUGUAAACAGACAGGAAUUUAUAAAUCUGCUAAAUAUGUGUUAAGGGUAUUAAUUAUUGAGAGAAAAGCCCCUUCCCUCCCUCUUAAUGCCUGUGGUAAUUAUAAACUCGAUUUUACCCAGAACAUUGAAGUGCCUCAGUGUCUGUAUGAUACAAUGGAGCAGGUGCUGGCACGCUUACCGGCUGACCUGCUGUUUCACUAGCGCCUCAGGAUAAUUAUCCCAGACUUGGAAUAUCUGGUAGUGUCGGAAAUGUAUGGAAUCCGCAGAACCUGCAAGCAGCAGCAAAGCUACACAGCAUGUUUUCAUUGACAACCAAGGUUGUGUCAAGCAGGUGUGGAUCCAGCCCUGUUGUGGGUGUUGGGGGGACUCUGCUGGAGAAGACCAGGGGCCAGAGUAGGUCCCCCGCAGCACGUGGGUGCUGUGGAGAAAAUUCAGUGAUACACUUGUCUCUGACCUGGACACAGAAUCUGUACCUAAGAGAAAAUGACUUCUGAAAUAAGGUGAUUUUAUGAAUGUUUAAAAUGCCCAGAGCAUUAAAGUAAUAUUUCAAGUG
This is a messenger RNA of Ailuropoda melanoleuca (giant panda), 4970 nucleotides long. It is a transcript of the gene TTL, whose product is annotated as tubulin tyrosine ligase. Gene Ontology annotation, biological process: protein modification process; microtubule cytoskeleton organization. The coding region runs from base 579 to 1538 and encodes 319 amino acids. Gene Ontology annotation, molecular function: tubulin-tyrosine ligase activity. NCBI's taxonomy places the organism in Eukaryota, Metazoa, Chordata, Mammalia, Carnivora, Ursidae. The record is from RefSeq and is a predicted model, not a curated record. The transcript has 7 exons. Gene Ontology annotation, cellular component: spindle microtubule.